CUGUCGUUUACGCACUGGAGAAGAAAGCGAAAUGUCGAUGUUAUGAGCAACAAAAACGGAAAAAGUGGUGUACCUGGCACCUCGGACACGAACGUUUAACUCAAGCUGGGUGACAGCUACUGCUGAAGUCGGAAUUGUGUGUCUCGACUGAAAGAGAACAGAAAUCCGAAAAGAAGGAGAGAGCCAAUAAAAUUUAACAAUGGAGAUGUGCCACACAGUCCCAGAGAUAAAUGAUGGAAUAUACAUGUGAAGAUGGGGUCUACUCUCAAUAAACAACACAAUGUUCGCAUUAAGGAGGAAGAAUGUGAAAAAGAGGCAAUUAGUGUUAAUGGUGACCCUGAGCCAAAACCGGCUGGUAUUGACUUGCCAGAACAUAAAAGUGCAAACUUUAUAAAGGAAGAAGACAUUAAAUCGGAAUGUUUUUCUGAUUUUAUGCAUCAUGGUGGACAGAAGGACACAGAAUUGUACUCUCCACAAAGUACACAUUACUCUUUUCACGUGAAGACUGAAUCAUUUGAGUCUGCUAUCAAAACCGAGAAUCUUUCAUCUGAAAGUCAUACAGAAGUGGCAGGUUUUCAAGAGGAAGGCAGCUCUUGGGCUUCUUCACUCAGUCCAGAUUUGCUUCAGAGUUCUUGUGCUUCCUCACUGAUACCAGAUUUGCUUCCGAGGAAAAUUCAACGUAAACCACAUGUUGAACAGCAGAGACUUCAAACUGGAGUGAACCAGUAUUGCUGUACAGAAUGCGGCAAGCAAUUCCCACACAAAUGUCGUCUUCAGGAACACAUGAAAAUCCAUACUGGGGAGAAACCAUAUUGUUGCACCGAGUGCGGCAAGAAAUUCCCCCACAAAUAUCGUCUUCAGGAACACAUGAGAAUCCAUACAGGCGAGAAACCAUACUGUUGUAAUGAAUGUGGCAAGAAAUUCCUGCAUAAAUGUCGCCUUCAGGAACACAUGAGAAUCCAUACUGGAGAGAAACCGUAUGGCUGCAUGGAAUGUGGGAAGCGGUUUACACAAAAGGCUUACCUUCAAGCACAUAAAAAAAUUCACACUGGAGAGGAAAAGCCGUAUUGUUGUACUGAAUGUGGUAAGCAAUUCUUGUACAAUUGUCGUCUUAAGCAACAUAUGAGGAUUCAUUCUGUACAAAAGUCAUAUGGUUGCACUGAAUGUGGCAAGCAGUUUGUGCACAAGUAUAAUCUUAAACAGCAUAUGAGAAUCCACACUCUACAGAAAUCCCACUGUUGCACAGAGUGUGGGAAGCAGUUCCUGCAAAAAUGCCAUCUUAAGCAACACAUGAGAAUCCAUACCUUGCAAAAAUAUUGUUGCAGUAAAUGUGGCAAGCAGUUUCUGCACAAAUGUCAUCUUAAGCAGCACUUGAGAAUCCAUACUGUAAAGAAAUCUCAUUCCUGCACUGAGUGUGGCAAGCAGUUUCUACUUAAACGUCGUCUUAAGACGCACAUGAGAGUUCAUACUGGUGAGAAACCGUAUUGCUGCAUGGAAUGCGGGGAAAGAUUUGCAAAGAAAGGCAAUUUUCAAGCACAUAUGAAAAUUCAUACUGGAGAGGACAAGCCAUACAGUUGUACCGAAUGUGGCAAGAAAUUCUUGUACAAAUGUCGUCUUCAGGAACAUUUCACAGUCCAUACUGGGGAAAAACCAUAUUGCUGCACUGAAUGUGGUAAGCGGUUUAUGCGAAAGACUUACCUUCAAGCACACAAACGAAUUCACACUGGGGUAAAUCCAUAUUGCUGCACAGAAUGUGGCAAGCAGUUCCUGUACAAGUGUCGUCUUCAGCAACACACAAGAAUCCAUACUGGACAGAAGUCAUCCGGAGCACAACGAUCAAAAGCCCGGAGAUUGGAAGGAGCUGGUUCUUCAUCCAUGAUUGGCAAGUCCGCAAAGUAUCAGCCAAUCAUAAGCCGGUCACAUGAGCCAACCAGCAUAAGCCCCAUGCAAGCUCCAGAGUCCACUGUGUGCAUUUUGUGGGUUGUGGGAGGUAGUUGUCUUUCAGAAUCGUUUUCUCAACCAAACUGAAUGGAUGCAGUUUAUUGAAGUGAGUGCCUUUAAGCAGUGUUUGAUUGAGCUGUCUGCUUGAUUUUUUGGACCCAUCUUAAUGGGAAUUGCUGCACAGACCCUUUAAGCAUUUUAACAAUGGCAGGAAUUUAAGUGAAGUGGAUGGCUCAUGGAGAACGUGUGCUAUAAGAGUGUUAUCUUUACGGGGUUUUCAUUUUGAACCGUUUGGUGGUGUAUGUUACAUUAGAACACCAGUGAACUCAUUACAAGUUGUUUUGCAGACUGUUUUUAAUUCCCUGGUUCUCAUUUUUCCAAACUCUGUUUUAUUUAUUUACUAAGUUUGGUUCAUUUUGACAAGUACUAUACUUGCAUUUGAAUGAAAACAAGGGCAGUUUACUUUCAGAGAGCCAACCACACUAACUAUGUGAAAUAUCACCUGGUAAGUCAGCCAACCUGUGACAAGCCAGGAUUUUCAGCAGCUAGGGAAAUAGUGACAAAUAUAGAGUGAUGGGGUAAGUUGUACAGACCAAUCUUAAUGUAUUUUUAUAUGUGCUCAUUCUGUAUUUACAUAGUGAUGACAUAUGUUUUAUAACUUGAUCUUAAGUGCUGUACUGUCAUAGUAAGAGUGGCAUGUGCCCCCAAGCAGCUGAGACUUUAAAAAUCAGCCUUACACUUGUUAGUUGUUUAUAUGUUCAUAUUGGUCUGCCUUAGUUCUGUGCCACUAACCUAUGAGAACUACUUAAGCUGCUGCAUGUCCGUUGCUGCAGCUGUCGCUGGCAAAAUAAGGCUUUAUGCUUCACUUUAUGGAGAAUGAGUUAUUAACUCAACAAGUGAUGGCAUAGAAGACCUGUUUAGUAAGUCACUUUGGAAAAAACAUUUGUCAAGUACAUGUAAGGAGGAGUGCCGAGAGUAAAUGAUUGUGGUAUGAACAUACAAAACAAACUCAACGUGAAUAAUAGGAAGUAACAGGUUCUGUGGGAAUUAAAGAAUGCCUGGAAGCACUGAAGAUGGCAGAGGCUGAAAUGCAGUAAAGCAGUGGUGAAGGGACACACUAAAUGCCCAAACACCUGGAGAUGAGCUGACUGUGUUUAUAAUGGAGAACAGAAGUGACAGAGCCAGCAGAAGGCCCUCCACCCAGAGAUGGAGAAAUGCAGCAGCCUGUGUGUCUCGAGUGUUUUACUAAGAUAUCCUUUUACAAUUAGUCACAAAAAUAAUGUUAACUAACAGCUUGCAACUUUGUGUUCAGUACGCAUUAACAGUGUCGCUAACUAGUGAACAUAAUUAGCUCUUUGUGAAAAUAGUAAACUUGCUGCAACAUCGUAUGGUGUUUACUCAGUUUUGCUAGAAUAAAAUGUAAUUCCAAGUA
This is a messenger RNA of Erpetoichthys calabaricus (reedfish), 3373 nucleotides long. RefSeq names its product gastrula zinc finger protein XlCGF57.1-like. The transcript has 3 exons. NCBI's taxonomy places the organism in Eukaryota, Metazoa, Chordata, Cladistia, Polypteriformes, Polypteridae. The record is from RefSeq and is a predicted model, not a curated record. The coding region runs from base 253 to 2028 and encodes 591 amino acids.